AUGGAGUCCCUUAAGACAUUGCUGGUUGCCAACCGUGGCGAGAUAGCUGUCCGAAUUCUGAAGACCGCAAAGAGGUUAAACCUGCGAACUAUUGCUGUUUAUACUGAGCCAGAUGCUGCCUCCACCCAUGUUCAUCUAGCAGACGAAGCGUUCCUGCUCGAGGGUCCGCCUUCAAAGGCGUAUAUUGAUGGGGACCAAAUCAUUGAAAUAGCCAAAAGUAGCCAAGUGAAUGCUAUCAUCCCUGGAUACGGCUUUCUGUCGGAGAACGCGGACUUUGCAAGAGCUGUUGCCAGAGCGGGUAUGGUUUUUGCUGGUCCAUCGCCAGAAAGUAUCGAAGCAUUUGGGUUGAAGCACACGGCGCGCGAGCUAGCUAGAAAGGCUGGGGUACCUAUUGUACCCGGAUCAAUAGGAUUAGUGACAAGUGAAGAUGAGGCUGUGGAGGUGGCCAAAACCCUAGGGUUUCCGGUUAUGCUUAAAGCUACCGCAGGCGGCGGCGGCAUGGGUCUAAUCACAUGCGGCUCUGAAGACGAAGUACGUGAGUCGUUCGCUACCGUGCGUUCCAGAGGCGAGGCAUUGUUUAAGAAUGCUGGAAUGUUCAUUGAACGAUACUAUCCGUCUAGUCACCACAUCGAAAUCCAAGUUUUUGGCAACGGGGAUGGCAAGGCCAUCGCUAUCGGAGAACGUGAAUGUUCCAUACAGAGAAGACACCAAAAAGUUAUUGAAGAGUGCCCAAGUCCAUUCGUCACAAGGAAUCCUGGACUCCGAGGAAGCUUGAGUGACGCUGCUGUUCGUCUUGCGGAGUCUAUCAACUAUAGCUCGGCUGGAACGAUUGAAUACCUUGUCGACGAUGAGUCUGGCGCAUUCUUUUUUCUUGAAAUGAAUACCCGACUUCAAGUUGAGCAUGGAAUCACAGAACUAUGCUAUGGAGUCGAUUUGGUAGAGCUUAUGUUGAGACAGGCGGAUGCUGACCUUUCGGGAAGGAAGGGACUUGAGGCAGCCUUUCUUACAAGUAUUCCCGUAGAUGGUCCUUCAGGUUUUGCUAUAGAGGCUAGAGUAUACGCUGAGAACCCGACAAAAGACUUUGCCCCUUGCCCUGGAACGUUGCAAAGCGUAGAGUGGAAGGAGUUACCAGGAUCGAGGGUUGACACAUGGGUAUACCGGGGUAUCAAAGUAUCAGCACAUUAUGAUCCUUUGCUUGCGAAAGUCAUGUUCCAUUCUCCAAGCAGACAGAAAACCAUCGAGGGAAUGAAGACGAUAUUAACGCAAUCGCGGAUUUGUGGACCGCCAACAAACUUGGAGUUUCUGGCUGAGAUACUCACCGAUGAGAGGUUCGUGGCCGGAAACACUCAAACCAGGUUCUUGAACGAUUUCCAAUAUUCCCUGUCUGCUAUUGAUGUAGUGUCUGGUGGCGCUUACACACUCAUUGAGGACUGGCCUGGCCGUCCAACUCUGGGCAAAGGGUUCUGUCAAUCUGGUCCAAUGGAUCCUUUAGCGUUCCGUAUUGCAAACGCACUUGUUGGAAAUCCUGUCGGAUUAGAGGCACUCGAGAUAACUCUAAGUGGCCCAGAACUACGCUUUCUAGGACCUGCAAUUAUCUCCCUGUGUGGAGCACCCAUCCAAGCCAGCCUUGACGACGUUCCUGUUCGCAUGUGGUCAAGGAUUAGAGUAUCAGCGGGCCAACGAUUGAAGAUUGGAAAAACCACUGGGAAUGGCUGCAGAGCUUAUCUAGCGGUCUUUGGAGGCUUCUUGAACAUCGCCGAAUGGUUCGGGUCAAAGUCUACAUCUCCAAUGGUGGGCGUCGGAGGCUAUCAGGGUCGUCAGCUUGCAUCUGGCGACCUACUAUCUAUAACUAGCGAGAUACCUGAUACUCAUGGCAGUCUCUGUUUACCAGAGCAUCUUAUUCCCAAGUACCCUGAUCAUUGGGAACUCCUGUCUAUGCCGGGACCUUACGAUGAAGGCUACCUUGCUCCUGAGAGUAUUGACAUGCUAUACGAAACAGAAUGGAAAAUCUCUCACAAUGCAGCAAGAGGUGGCAUUCGACUUCUUGGACCGAAGCCGAAGUGGGCUCGCUCGGAUGGAGGGGAGGGUGGUGCCCAUCCGUCUAAUCUGAUAGAGUACGGUUAUGCUAUUGGCUCACUUAACUGGACAGGCGAUGACCCUGUCAUCUUCCCACAGGAUGCCCCAGACUUUGGUGGGUUCAUCAGUAGCCACACGAUUGUUAGGGCGGACCUGUGGAAGCUAGGACAGGUGAAAGCUGGCGACACGCUCAAAUACAGAGCCACUUCUUUGGGAGAUGCCCAAGCGGCACGCAAACGUGUAGAGAAAUUUGUCAGUGAAGUUGUCAAAUGCAGCUAUGAAGGAGGCAAUUUCGGUGACAUAGCCCCUUUGAAGGAUAGCCAUCCCCCAGCGCUGACGGCAGAGACUCGUGGUACCGGCGUUGUUCACCAGAUUCCCGAGCAAGGAAACCAACCACUCGUUAACUAUCGACAGGCGGGUGAUGACUACAUCUUGAUUGACUAUGGCACAGGGACUUUCGACUUGAACCAUCGCUGUAGAGUUACUGCCCUAAAGAAAAUCCUAAACGAAAGCAAUGGGAAUAUCGCAUUUUCCAAUGGAUUGAUAUCAAUGAUUGGAUGUGGAAAUUCCUUGAUGCUCUACUACGAUGGCGCGAAAGUUCCUCAGCAGAACCUCAUCGCCUACCUCUGUGACAUUGAGGCCAAACUCGGUGAUCUGAGCGAAGCAAAGAUGCCUAGCCGACUAUUCAAACUCCCACUCACAUUCGAAAGCCAGCGACAAAAGGAUGCAAUUGAAAGAUACAUGGAAACACAGCGUCCUUACGCCGCCUAUCUCCCAGACAACAUGAAAUUUGUCGCAGAGAACAACGCCUUUACAAAAGAGGAAGUACAAAACAUCUAUCUAAACGCAAGUUUAAUGGUCGUAUCCGUUGGAUUCUUCACAGCCCUCCCCCUAGCCCUCCCCGUCGAUCCGCGCCAACGAAUGAACUGCCCGAAGAUGAAUCCCAGCAGAGUCUACACGCCCGCAGGCUCUGUAUCCUGGGGUGGUAGCUGUAUGGCACUGUACAACGUCGACUCUCCCGGCGGCUACCAAAUGACCGGCAUGACAAUCCCGGGCGUCGAUAUCCUGGGAUCCAAGAAGGGCUACACACCUGAUAAACCAUGGCUUUUUGAAGAAUUCGACCAAAUAACCUUCUACCGCGUUUCAGAAAGUGAGUACGAAAAGGAGCUAGCCCUAUUCAACAGCGGCAGAUACGAGUACAAGUGGGAAGAAGUGAUGUUCGACAUGGUAGAACACAACAAGCUCCUCCGCGACACGAAAGAGGAAGUAGCAGCUAUCCGAGCACGGCAGCGCAAGGCACAAGCUGAGAUGGACAAACUCGAGGCAGAAUUACUCGAACGGUGGGCAAAAGAGAAAGCGGAGAGGGGCGUCCCGGUGGAUGCAAUUGAGAGUUUGUUAAAAGAUCCUCAUAUUCUACCGGUAGAAGCGCCAUUGAAUGCUAAUAUAUGGAAAGUUGAAGUCAAACAGGGUGAAAAGCUCGACGAAGGGCAAGUUGUAGUUAUUUUGGAGGCGAUGAAACUUGAGAUCGCGGUACGGACAGAAGCGCUCGCCGCUGGGGCAACAGUGGAAAAGGUUUUGGUUCAGCCGGGCGAUUCUAUAGAAGCCGGGAAAGCUUUGGUGUUGGUAAGGAAGGCUUGA
Molecule: messenger RNA, 3714 nt
Organism: Aspergillus alliaceus
Lineage: Eukaryota; Fungi; Ascomycota; Eurotiomycetes; Eurotiales; Aspergillaceae
Product: bifunctional urea carboxylase/allophanate hydrolase
Exons: 9
Coding region: 1-3714 (1237 amino acids)
Molecular function (GO): ATP binding; metal ion binding
Source: RefSeq, a predicted model, not a curated record